AAUUGUCUGCAUUUGGCAGAUGCAAAUCACAGUUCACCCCUACCUUCAGCACUUAAAACGGUAUCAGGGAAACAUAAGCCUCAGUGGAAGAAUCUUGAAGUGAAAAAUAAAUAACUGAUCAGUUUAGGGUUAGCGUUCUUGUGUGCAAGGGGGUUAGUGAAGGUCAGGCUAUGGGGCGCACCCACAGCGUCAGCAAAGGAGGAAGAAUUACGGGGCAGAAUGGGCUGAAGAGCCCCAGAGUUUGGGGUCAAGCCAACGGGCUGGGUCUUUGGUAUCCUAGGAUCUCCUCUGCAGACAAUCCUUGGCAGUUUCUCGGUUUGAAUCUCGCCUGUACAUUUCCAGACGAGACAUUCUUACUGAGCGUUCUCACAGCGCCUAGCUCAGAGCUGACCGCAGAGCCGGCUGUCAAUAACAUCUAGAAGCAAAAGCAGCGUUUGAGGUUAGGGGCGGAAGGGCAUCGGUUUUACUUAUUUUAAGGCUGGCGCUCCAAUGCAGCUGGAUCCAACUGCCAGCACAAUGUUCCCGAUCACGUCUCGCUUCCAUUUCAGCCCAGGUGACGUCGGGAAACCCCAUAGGACGCGCUCGGGGCUAAGCGGUUAAGCCGCGUCCUUCAGGUGUCAGUCUCGAUCCGUUCGGAAACCACAACCUCCAGAAUCCCUUGUGCCAGGAGGCCAGGCCGCAAAUAAGAUGGCUCCAGGAGGGUGGAACAUACAGCAGGGGGAAACCUCGUCGUUGGCAGUUUCUUCACGGGAUGUGUUUAAGUUGCCGAGUCCCCACAAACGCGCCACCCCACAAACCUCUUUCGAAGCUGUGGAGGCCACCGCUGCCGCCUUGCCCGCUCUUCCAGCAGCAUGCUGGGAGUUGUAGUUCAGCAGCCGGACUGCGCGGAGCUAUCUUUCCCAGCUUGCCCUGCGGCUCGGACGAUAGCAACAGUUUUUUCCAGAACUCUCUCUGCACUGAGAACCCCUUCCCCCCGUUCCCAUUCUCGCCGUCGACUCCUUCCAAUCUGUGGCAACAGAACAGCGGUUGCAGGAGAGGGCUCGGUCCCUCGCCGCGCCGCCCCGAGGGGCACUUCCGGCGGCGGUUCACUUCCUGGUUGGGUGGAUGGAGCCGGGCGGGAGCGCGCGCGGGGGAGGGGCGGCGGGUCAGUCUCCGCCCGGCGCUCCCGGGAUCAGCUGGCGGGCGGGCGGGCGCCGAGCGCGGCCCCGGCUCUCGCUGCAGCGCCGCCUCCUCUCUGCGUCGCAGGCCGGCCCGGCGGCCGUGACAAUGUCGCGGGGCUGGUAGCUGGGCGCCAGCCGCCGAGCUGUCUCAAGUUUAAACUUACACGAAUCGCUCUCUGGAGGAGGAGGGGACCCGCCGCACGAUUGACACGCAUAUUCCUAUAGGCAUCCUCCCUCAGCCCCCACCCCCACGGCCGGAUUCGGGUGGCUCCUCUCCGAGCUGAAAUCCGAGAAGAAAUCCUUGGAUCUCUUUUCUUAAAAAAAAAAAAAAAAAAAAAUCUAGAAACCAUCGGUAUUUUGCUUUGCUGCUUCCUAUUCGCGAGAUGAAGAAGUUUUUCGACUCCCGGCGAGAGCAGGGCGGCUCUGGCCUGGGCUCCGGCUCCAGCGGAGGAGGGGGCAGCACCUCGGGCCUGGGCAGUGGCUACAUCGGAAGAGUCUUUGGCAUCGGGCGACAGCAGGUCACAGUGGACGAGGUGUUGGCGGAAGGUGGAUUUGCUAUUGUAUUUCUGGUGAGGACAAGCAAUGGGAUGAAAUGUGCCUUGAAACGCAUGUUUGUCAACAAUGAGCAUGAUCUCCAGGUGUGCAAGAGAGAGAUCCAGAUAAUGAGGGACCUGUCAGGGCACAAGAAUAUUGUGGGUUACAUUGAUUCUAGUAUCAACAAUGUGAGUAGCGGUGAUGUAUGGGAAGUGCUCAUUCUGAUGGACUUCUGUAGAGGUGGCCAGGUGGUAAACCUGAUGAACCAGCGCCUGCAAACAGGCUUUACGGAGAAUGAAGUGCUCCAGAUAUUUUGUGAUACCUGUGAAGCUGUUGCCCGCCUGCAUCAGUGCAAAACCCCUAUUAUCCACCGGGACCUGAAGGUUGAAAAUAUCCUCUUGCAUGACCGAGGCCACUAUGUCCUGUGUGACUUCGGAAGUGCCACCAACAAAUUCCAGAAUCCACAAACUGAGGGAGUCAAUGCAGUAGAAGAUGAGAUUAAGAAAUACACAACACUGUCCUAUCGAGCACCAGAAAUGGUCAACCUGUACAGUGGCAAAAUCAUCACUACGAAGGCAGACAUUUGGGCUCUUGGAUGUUUGUUGUAUAAAUUAUGCUACUUCACUUUGCCGUUUGGGGAGAGUCAGGUGGCAAUUUGUGAUGGAAGCUUCACAAUUCCUGAUAAUUCUCGAUAUUCUCAAGACAUGCACUGCCUAAUUAGGUAUAUGUUGGAACCAGACCCUGACAAAAGGCCGGAUAUUUACCAGGUGUCCUACUUCUCGUUUAAGCUACUCAAGAAAGAGUGCCCAAUUCCAAACGUACAGAACUCUCCCAUUCCUGCAAAGCUUCCUGAACCAGUGAAAGCCAGUGAGGCAGCUGCAAAAAAGACCCAGCCAAAGGCCAGACUGACAGAUCCCAUUCCCACCACAGAGACUUCAAUUGCACCCCGCCAGAGGCCUAAAGCUGGGCAGACUCAGCCGAACCCAGGAAUCCUUCCCAUCCAGCCGGCCCUGACACCCCGGAAGAGGGCCACUGUUCAGCCCCCACCUCAGGCUGCAGGAUCCAGCAAUCAGCCUGGCCUUUUAGCCAGUGUUCCCCAACCAAAACCCCAAGCUCCACCCAGCCAGCCUCUGCCACAAUCUCAGGCCAAGCAGCCACAGGCUCCUCCCACUCCACAGCAGACGCCUUCCACUCAGGCCCAGGGUCUGCCCACUCAGGCCCAGGCCACACCCCAGCACCAGCAGCAACUCUUCCUCAAGCAGCAACAGCAGCAGCAACAGCCACCGCCACCACAGCAGCAGCCGGCGGGCACAUUUUACCAGCAGCAGCAGCAGCCCCAGACUCAGCAGUUUCAGGCAGUACAUCCAGCAACCCAGCAACCAGCAAUUGCUCAGUUCCCUGUUGUGUCCCAAGGAGGCUCUCAACAGCAGCUAAUGCAGAAUUUCUACCAGCAGCAGCAGCAGCAGCAGCAACAACAACAGCAGCAACAGCAGCAGCAGCUGGCCACAGCCCUGCAUCAACAACAGCUGAUGACUCAGCAAGCUGCCUUGCAGCAAAAGACCACUGUGGCAGCAGGACAGCAGCCUCAAGCACAGCCAGCUGCAGCCCCACAGCCAGCCCCCGCCCAGGAGCCAGCGCAGAUUCAAGCCCCAGUAAGACAACAGCCAAAGGUUCAGACAACCCCACCCCCUGCCGUCCAGGGGCAGAAAGCUGGAUCUCUCACUCCUCCCUCAUCCCCCAAAACCCAACGUGCUGGGCACAGGCGUAUUCUCAGUGACGUAACCCACAGCGCAGUCUUUGGGGUCCCUGCCAGCAAAUCAACCCAGCUGCUCCAGGCAGCUGCAGCUGAGGCCAGUCUCAAUAAGUCCAAGUCUGCAACCACCACUCCAUCAGGCUCUCCUCGGACCUCUCAGCAAAAUGUUUAUAAUCCCUCAGAAGGGUCUACGUGGAAUCCCUUCGAUGAUGACAAUUUCUCCAAACUCACAGCUGAAGAACUACUCAACAAGGACUUUGCCAAGCUGGGGGAAGGCAAGCAUCCCGAGAAGCUUGGAGGCUCAGCUGAGAGUUUGAUCCCAGGCUUUCAAUCAACCCAAGGUGAUGCUUUUGCUACGACCUCAUUUUCUGCUGGAACUGCUGAAAAAAGGAAGGGUGGGCAGACUGUGGACUCUGGCCUCCCGCUUCUAAGCGUGUCUGAUCCUUUCAUUCCUCUUCAAGUACCUGAUGCACCAGGUCUCCAGAGAGAGUCCAGUCCCUGUCCUGUAAUAACUGUAGAGCACUUUAAAGAAUCACUGGGUGUUAAAGGCCUUUCCCUGUAUCAAGACCCCUCCAGAGUACCUGGCACAAAGACUCAGAACAACUUAGAAUCUGACUACUUGGCCAGAGAUGGCCCUUCAAGCAACAGCUCAUUCCACAGCAGCGAAGAGGAAGGGACUGACCUUGAAGGAGACAUGCUGGACUGCAGUGGGUCUCGGCCUCUCCUUAUGGAGUCUGAAGAAGAAGAUGAGAGUUGCAGACCCCCCCAGGGGAAGCUGGGAGGAGCCAUUCCAUUCGCUCCACCAGAAGUCUCUACUGAGCAAGCAAAGACAGUGCAAGGUGGAAGAAAGAACCAAUUCCCAGCCCUCACACAGCCUACCACCGAUGGGCUCAGUGAGCCAGAUGUUUUUGCCAUUGCUCCUUUCAGGAGCUCAAGGGUUCCAAAUGACGACAUGGACAUUUUCUCCAAAGCCCCAUUUGUCUCCAAGAGCAGUGUGGCUCCUUCCCAGCCAGAGGAGUCAGACGUGUUUUUGAGAGCUCCCUUCACUAAGAAAAAAAGUGUGGAGGAGUUAACAGUUAUCCAGAGCACCUCUCAGGAGCUGCCUGCACAGGCUGGUCUCCUCAGUCAGACAGGUGACAUCCCCUUGCCCUCGGGCCGUGAGAGAGCUGUAUACACCUCUGUCCAAGCUCAGUAUUCCACAGCUGGUUUUGUGCAACAAUCUAACCUCCUCUCCCAUUCUGUACAAGCAGCAGACCAUCUGGACAGCGUCUCUCCCAGGGGAUCCUGCCUGGAAUCGGGGAGUCAUCCUAAUGACAGAAACAAAGGACCUCAGCCCCAGAAAGAAGCUGUCUCAGGCCCUGUGGCUGGCAAACCAUUCCGCCCCCAGUCCUUAUCCAAGUAUUCCCGUCACUAUAGCCCAGAAGAUGAGCCAAGUCCAGAAGCCCAGCCCAUUGCUGCCUACAAAAUUGUUUCACAAACCAACAAGCAGUCAAUAGCUGGGUCUGUUUCCAUCUCAUCCCUUUCUUCCAGGACUACGGAGCUGCCAGCUGCUGAUCCAUUUGCUUUAGCACCCUUCCCUUCAAAAUCAGGCAAGAAACCCUAGGAGCAAAACCUGAGCCUCAGGCCUCUGUCUCUACCCGACCCUCAAUACCCACCACGGCACUCCCAGCUGAGCCUUCCCAAGGAAAAAUAUUAUCAGUUCUUAUCUUUCAGUUCCCUGCGUCAGAGCAGAAUUUCUUGAGUCAACAAACUCAGUUGCAGUGAUACUGAGUUGAAGCCUCUUUAAGUUAUAUUCACUUUUUUGUUUGUUUGUUUGUUUAUAUUGAUUUCUGGACUUUGAGGCAUUUUCAUCUCCUUCACAGAGGUCGUCCACUUCCACCAAGAACUCUGCUUUUUUUUUUUCCCCCAGAAACUGUUUAAAUCCAGAAAUACUUCACCCCAAUCCCAAAGGGGCCUUAUUGUUGCUAGUUUUAAUUCCCGUAGCUCCUGUUCUAAGUCAUGCCCAUCGAAUAAUCAAGAUUCGUCCCUCCACCAAAUUAAGAUUUAGUGCUCUUGAAAAGGGGAGAUGUCUGAUAAAAAGCCUGCACAUCAACAGGAAGUAUAAUCCUGCACGAACUAAUCAUUCCUGUAGAAGCAGCAGCUCUAGGAGUCUCUGGAUCUGUUUCUCAGUCUGUGUGCGAGCCAGGCUGGCCCUCGUGCAUGAGUGUCUGUGGGUGUGGAAUGUACGUCAGAGCCUAUGUAGAGAUACAGGCAGAUGGGAUAACUGCCUGUGUCUAGUCAUGUUGGCAAGGCUUUCCCCACAUCCAUGCUUUUGAAAUUAGUAUGAGUGUACAGGUUUGUGUGUGCAUGAAUGCGUGCGUGUGCACGGAAGCAUUUCUCUUUAGUAAAGCCUGCCCCAUCGUGCCUUCCUCCACAAUCAGAUCAUUCAUUUUUUGGUGUUUGCUCACCUAACUGACUUGAACGCUGUUUUAUUUAGUUUUUUUCUUGUGGCAAAAUUGAAUACAUUGGAAAGUGUAGGGAAAUCCUGCUAGAACUGAUGUUUCAGAGUAAAUUUUUUUUCUCUCCAGAAUUUCCUGUUUGCUAUUAACAAAUUAUAUUUACUGGGUUAUAAAAAGUUAAUUUUCCUUAUACAUUCUCUCCUCACAGCAAUAGAAAAGCAUACCUUGUUACAGUUCCAGCCUCUGAGUAUGUGGACUAAAUGCCAUCAUUAGGAAAUUGGUUCAUCAUCAGACUAGGCUACAAACUAGGCUUGCUUGUUUUGGGGUUGGUUUUGUUGUUGUUGUUGUUGUUGUUGUUGUUGUUGUUUUACCCAAAUUCUUGCCAUCUUUCUCUACUGCCCUUUGAGGAAAUGUAAAUCUGAGACGUGGAAAUAAGUGUUUGGGAAGUGGAAAAGAGGUGAAUCAGGUAGGCAUGAAAACUUUCACAUUCUCUACCCUCUUUAGACGUUGAAAUAGGUCAGACAGGUUAACUGUUUUUUAAAAUGUCUUUUAUUUCUGGAAAGAUCUGACUUAUUCCUAGCUUUUUUCAUCUCUUUAUUAUUAGUGCCUUAAAAUAAAGCUGGCCAGGUGCGAUGGCUUAUGCCUGUUAUCCCAACAUUUUGGAAGGGUGAGGUGGGAGGAAAACUUGAGCCCAAGAAGUUCAAGACCAACCCUGGCAACACAGUGAGACCCUGAACCU
This is a messenger RNA of Saimiri boliviensis boliviensis (Bolivian squirrel monkey), 6624 nucleotides long. It is a transcript of the gene AAK1, whose product is annotated as AP2 associated kinase 1. Gene Ontology annotation, biological process: protein phosphorylation; regulation of clathrin-dependent endocytosis. NCBI's taxonomy places the organism in Eukaryota, Metazoa, Chordata, Mammalia, Primates, Cebidae. Gene Ontology annotation, cellular component: presynapse. The record is from RefSeq and is a predicted model, not a curated record. Gene Ontology annotation, molecular function: AP-2 adaptor complex binding; ATP binding; protein serine/threonine kinase activity.